CCGGGUCAGGUCUGAGGCGAGGCGGCGCGAGGCGCUGUCAGUGCCGCGGUGCGAGGUUCAGCCCAGCGCCGGUACCAGGAGCCGCCCCCGCCAUGGAGCCCCAUCGCUGGCUGCCCCUGGAGGCCAACCCCGACGUCACGAAUCAGUUUCUCAAACAGCUAGGUAUACAUCCUGACUGGCAAUUUGUAGAUGUUUAUGGUAUGGAACCAGAACUGCUUAGCAUGGUGCCAAGACCUGUCUGUGCAGUGCUACUUCUCUUUCCAAUAACAGAAAAGUAUGAAACCUUCAGAACAGAAGAAGAAGAGAGAAUAAAAGCUAAGGGACAAGAUGUCAAAUCAUCGGUGUAUUUCAUGAAGCAGACCAUUAACAAUGCUUGUGGAACAAUUGGGCUAAUUCAUGCUAUUGCAAACAACAGAGAUAAAAUGAACUUUGAAACUAAUUCUUCACUGAAAAAGUUCCUAGAAGAUUCAUUAUCUAUGACUCCUGAAGAGAGGGCCAAAUAUCUAGAAACUUAUGAAGCUAUUCGUGUCACUCAUGAAUCCAGUGCCCAUGAAGGUCAGACUGAGGCACCAAGUAUAGAUGAAAAAGUAGAUCUUCACUUUAUUGCAUUAGUUAAUGUAGGUGGUCAUCUCUAUGAAUUGGAUGGGCGCAAGCCAUUUCCAAUAAACCAUGGGGAAACUAGUGACGAUUCUUUCUUAGAGGAUGCAAUAGAAGUUUGCAAGAAAUUCAUGGAACGUGACCCAGAAGAAUUAAGAUUUAAUGCAAUUGCACUGUCUGCAGCUUAAAAGCCUUUUCCAGUGGGGCUGAUCUAUUGCAAUGUAUUGUAACAAUAAAACCGUUGCCAUAUGUUAAUAGUACAAAUUUUGAUACUUCCCAAACAUGUUGAUUAAUUGUAGCAUACGUGGAAUAAACUUUGCAUUUGUCCUUGCUAUAUCUUGCUGCUUGUUCCUAAAGCAACUUUGGGUAUUUAUAUACACGCAUGCAUUUUGUGCAAGACUUCUUCUUCUAUGUGGUGGGUUUUUCCCCUUCCACCCCCUUAAAAGUUUUGGGGAUUACUGUCUGUGAUAUUUCAUUAUAAUAAUGAUGAGCUAGUUCAGAGCAGGAUUAUCAUUUGUAUCAUGCACAGAUGAUAUUUUGAGUGGAGUAUGUGGUAUGUUAAUGGGUAAAAACUUGAAAUAUGAGGCUAUCUCCAUCUUUUAAUUAUAAUGAUACAAGAAUAUUAUAAAAACUUUUGCAGGUGACUCAAAAGACAAAGGCAUUUUUUUCAGUGCAUUAUUUAUAAAUAAAUAUAUGGAAGAAAAAAGGUAGAAAAAGGACUGUUUCUCCUUACUGUUGGUGAGCACUAACAUUUUAAAGUUAUCUUAAUCUUUACUUUUUGAAUAAAACUUAAUUUUGUUUCUCAAGCCUAA
Haliaeetus leucocephalus (bald eagle) is the source of this 1409-nucleotide messenger RNA. RefSeq names its product ubiquitin carboxyl-terminal esterase L3 (ubiquitin thiolesterase) (gene UCHL3). Gene Ontology annotation, cellular component: cytoplasm. NCBI's taxonomy places the organism in Eukaryota, Metazoa, Chordata, Aves, Accipitriformes, Accipitridae. Gene Ontology annotation, molecular function: cysteine-type deubiquitinase activity. Gene Ontology annotation, biological process: protein deubiquitination; ubiquitin-dependent protein catabolic process. The transcript has 9 exons. The record is from RefSeq and is a predicted model, not a curated record. The coding region runs from base 93 to 785 and encodes 230 amino acids.